This is a messenger RNA of Pogona vitticeps (central bearded dragon), 3025 nucleotides long. It is a transcript of the gene SLCO2A1, whose product is annotated as solute carrier organic anion transporter family member 2A1. Gene Ontology annotation, cellular component: basolateral plasma membrane. Gene Ontology annotation, biological process: transmembrane transport; prostaglandin transport; sodium-independent organic anion transport. Gene Ontology annotation, molecular function: protein binding; prostaglandin transmembrane transporter activity. Lineage: Eukaryota; Metazoa; Chordata; Lepidosauria; Squamata; Agamidae. The record is from RefSeq and is a predicted model, not a curated record.
AGGGAGGCGCGCCGGCCGUGGGGCUGGGGAAGCAAGCCUCGGCCUCCUGGGAAGCGUUGCCUUCAGUGGGGCUUACUCCCCGGCAAGCAGGGACAGGACUGCCGCCUGAAAGCAGGUCAAAGACCGGCGGAUGGGAAGGUGGCGGAGAAGGCCGGCCCUCGCACCUGGUGGCGCGGCUCUCCCCGGGGCGCAGAGGCGAGCGGGAGCGCAAGCCCGGUGGAUCCCGAGGCGGUGCCCGUGAGCGUGAAGGAGACGAUGGGGAUCCAGCCCGACAGCAACCAAGGGCCGAGAAUCGGCACCUGCUCCGGGAGCAUCUUCUGUAACAUUAAGGUGUUUGUGGCCUGCCAUGGUUUGCUACAGCUGGCCCAGCUCCUCUACAGUGCCUACUUCAAGAGCAGCCUGACAACCAUUGAAAAACGCUUUGGACUCUCUAGUUUGUCCUCUGGCUUCAUUUCCAGUUUGCAUGAGAUUGGCAAUGUUGUUCUCAUUAUCUUUGUGAGCUACUUUGGCAGUCGAGUUCACCGGCCUCGGAUAAUUGGCCUGGGAGGACUACUGUUGGCCCUGGGAGCCUUCCUUUUAACGCUUCCACAUUUCCUCUCAGCCCCAUAUGACUACUCGACAGCACGAGUCGUUAACAACAGCAGAUUUGAGCUUUGCAAUGGUGAAUAUACAUGUCAAAACACCACCAUGAAAACUCAGGCAGAGGCUGGCAUCAUGUGGGGGAUAAUGGUAGUUGCUCAGCUUUUAGCAGGAAUCGGAACAGUCCCCAUCCAACCUUUUGGGAUCUCUUAUGUGGAUGACUUUGCUGAGCCAAACAACUCUGCCUUGUAUAUAGCCAUCUUAUUUGCCGUUGCAGUAUUUGGUCCGGCUUUUGGUUACUUGCUUGGCUCUGCAGCACUGCGAAUAUUUGUGGACUUUGGAAGGAUUGAUUUGAAGGAUGUGAACUUGGUCCCAGGAAGCCAGCUCUGGAUCGGAGCAUGGUGGUUGGGGCUCCUCGUUUCCUCCGGCUGCUUGCUCCUGACUUCUAUUCCCUAUUUUUUCUUCCCUCGAUACAUGCUCAGAGGAAGGCACCCAGAAUCUGAGGUGGACAUCCUGAAGAAGAUUGAAAAAAUCAAGGCAGAGGAAGGAUCUCUUAUGGAUUUCAUUAAAAAGUUCCCACGAGGUUUUCUAAAGCUGCUCCUCAAUCCACUCUUUAUGUGGUUGGUCGUGGCCCAGUGCAGCUUCUCCUCUGUCAUUGCUGGCCUCUCCACCUUCCUCAACAAGUACCUGGAGAAACAGUUUGGUGCCAGUGCUUCCUAUGCAAACUUUCUCAUUGGAGCCAUAAAUCUGCCUGCAGCUGCUCUGGGAAUGCUGUUUGGAGGCAUCAUCAUGAAGAGGUUUGGCUUCUCCCUCAAAACCAUCCCACGGUUUGCCAUUGCUGUGCUACUUGUCUCCACGCUCUGCUGCCUCCCUCUCUUCUUUAUGGGCUGCUCCACACAGACGGUGGAUGGAAUUUAUCCGGAAAGUACAAGUCUCCCAGAGAGAAAUAAAUGUAACCAACAAUGUUCCUGCUCAGAGGAUCUCUUCUAUCCAGUCUGCGGAGAUGAUGGCAUAGAGUAUCUUUCUCCCUGCCAUGCUGGCUGUACUGUGUUCUUCUCCAAUUCUUCCAUGCCCAAGGCCGCCAUCUACACAAACUGCUCCUGCAUCCCUGCCAAGAACGGACAGUCCUUGGCAAAGACUGGAUCCUGCCCAGUGAGCUGUGCCCAUAUGUUGCUAUCUGUUAUACUCCUCAUCUCCUUUGCAGCACUCAUUGCUUGCCUGUGUCAUAACCCCCUCUACAUGAUGGUGUUACGGGUGGUGAAUUAUGAUGAAAAAUCUUUUGCCAUUGGAGUCCAGUUUUUGCUGAUGAGAUUGCUAGCUUGGCUGCCAGCUCCUGCCCUUUUUGGCUUAAUCAUUGACUCCUCGUGCAUCUUAUGGAGGAAGGGGUGCAAUAAAGGUAGCGGAUCCUGUGUUUACUAUGACAACGAUCUCUUCCGCAACAGGUACUUAGGUCUCCAAGUGGGUUACAAAAUAGUUGGCAUUCUCAUUUUAAGUUUCAUCAGCUGGAGGGUGACAAAGAACAAGGAAUACAAUGUGCAAGAGAAAGCGGCUGGUCUAGUGUAGCUCUCCAUUACAAGAAGAUCCAUCUCAAGGGCCAUUUUGUACCAUGCCUUAUAUUUACUUAACAGUACAUAGCCUGUGUGACUUCUUUUCUUCUUUUACAAUAUGGAAACCAUUUCAUAUUAGCAGCUGAAUGUUAAGCUGCUUCAUUAUCAGCUUCUGCGGAGCGCCAUCUGGCUAAACAGACUUGUCUAUGAUGGUAAAUGAAGAACAAGCUGGACUCCCAGUGACCAAGCACCUGAACAGUGUUAAAAGAACCAGUGCGUAGGCUUGCCGUGAAAAUUUCCAUGGAGCUAGGAAAGAGGUGCCCAGCAGGGGUACAACAAGGAAGAUGUCUUUCAGAUGGCUUUUCCAUUUUCUCCACCAUCCUGGCAUGCCCAAGAAGUGGCUGUUUCUUCUGAUUUCUAAACAGAUAGGUCAGACAGAAGUACGGCACACGUACCUCUUGAGAAACAUCCGCAUUCUGUGGAUGGUGAAAUGGAAUCUGUUACAGUUAAAAGAACCACGUGAAUGACUCAGACGUUGCUGAGGAGGGAGCCAUUCCAUUUGCCAAUGGCUGAGGCCUCAAGUGUGUUGCAUUAUGGUAAGACUGGCCAAAGCCAGUGAAUGGCAGUCUUGUCUUCCCUGGAUAUUUUUGACUAGAACUCUCUGAGUCCCUGUCCACUGGGCAUGUUGUCUUGGGCUUAUGGGAGUUGGUUUCCAAUGCUGCCUUCCCCCAAUCCAAGGCAUGGAACCAGGGGGGGUUUAUAACUUGUCUCAGCCUGCCCCCACUUUUGUGCCUUCUUCAUCACUACACAGGUCAAAUUGGACCUAAAUUCCGGUCAGUGUAUAAAGUGAGUUGUUUAUGAUAUAUUCCAUUUUAAGUAAAAGCAAUUUUUUUCCAAUU